UUUUUGACUAUAUGUCUUGAUCUAUUGAAAGAUAUAUUGUCUUAUUCAAUACAAGAGUAUGUAAUUGAAGACUUAUUUAAUGUCAAAUCAUCACAAACGAUAAAAGGCUUGAUCACGUUCACUAUCCACCACAAGUCCCCGGAAACGCUGAUAGUGGUGUUAAUGAACGACCCCAAGUAACAACUACCAGUUCUGAUUUCCUCUCAAGCUGCAUAUCCAAACAAUCAAAGCUGUCUCAAGAAGACAAAGAAAUGACAAAGCAGAUGUUUGAUAAAUUGGAUAAGAGCAAGAUGUGGAAGUUGUCUACUGGAACUGUGUUAGAAGAGAAGAUGAGAGAAUUUGCUCUCAACUGUUUAUAUGAACAGUAAGCGCUGCACAAUAUUUUUAGUCCCGUCCAUUCGAUGAUAUUGGAUUCAAGCGAUAUCAAUUGGAAAAAGUGCUUGACUGAUGAAGAGAUUGAUGAAAUUGAGAACUAUAAAAUGAAACAGCUUGUCAAGUUGCCUGAUGAUGUCAACAAAUAUAUUGAAUCUUUUCAGAAAGUUAAUGAUGCUGUUUCCCUGAAAGCCCAAUUGACUCAAGAAGUGCAAUGUCCAGCUUCUGAAUGGAUCAGAAGUACUCUUCUAGAGUAUAUAAAACUAUUCAAAUACAAACAUCUGCCAUUAACAGACCAAUCAGAAGGAGAUGUUCUUCAAAGAGUCUGGAUUUUUUUGGACACUGUUGUGGUGAUCUGAGCACUUUCAAUACAAAAUAUAAUAAAUAAUCU
Messenger RNA from Gilbertella persicaria, 763 nucleotides. RefSeq lists its product as uncharacterized. The transcript is spliced from 2 exons. Bases 402 to 731 code for a protein of 109 amino acids. The record is from RefSeq and is a predicted model, not a curated record. Lineage: Eukaryota; Fungi; Mucoromycota; Mucoromycetes; Mucorales; Choanephoraceae.